ACAGCAGAUGUUCUGAAGACUUUAAAACAGCUAUCACACUCGAAAAUCUCCUUUUCUUCUCCUUCUACAUUGUCUGUGCCCUCCUGAAAACCCUCGCCCUCAAUCACCUCCAUCUCUUCCCCUUGAGUCUCCUCCUGUCCCUCACCUGGAUCAUCUGCCAUUUCUUCCUCAUGCACCUCUGCAAUUUCCACUGUUGCAACUUCCUCAUGCACAUCGUCCUCCUCAUACUCAACAUUUCUGAAGAAAAUUCCAGUUAAAAAGUUCUUUUUAGAUUUAUUUAAAUAUUUACUCUAUAAUAUAUGCAAGAUUUCCAUCGGAGUUGUGUAUGACAUAAUCCUGAAUUAUAUUUUGAUUUCCUAUGGAUUCUAUGGGUAUAUUUUGCAGUACUUGAACUACAGUAUGCACCUCAGAAUUUUCUUCAGUUCUGUGAAUUUCGUCCACAUCUUCAUCCUCUUCUUCAACAUACUGAAUUCUAUCUUCAUCAUCUUCCACGAUUUCUUCUUUAAGAUAAACUUGCUCUGUCUGCUCCAUAUUUAGUCCAAAAUAUGCUAUAAACUUUGUAAAUAUACCUUAAAACUUUGUAUAUUGCACAACAUUUUCAUAAGACCGUUUGGCACAAAAUACGGUCAAUUUCUCAUCUCAUUUAUCACAGUAUUGUUUACAACAAAUAACAUUUAUUUUAUUUGAUAAAUAAACAUUGAGCAUUUAGGUUAUGUUUUGACCUGCUUAUUAAUUAGGAUGACGACCAUCACUACAGUUAUGCAGUUGGGGAAAGUAUACACUUUUAGAAAAAAUAUUUUUCUUUUGGAAACUCUAUCAACGAGCUAAUUUCACCUCCAAAUCCACAAAUUAACAUCUACAAAUCCUCGCAUGUGGUAUUUUGUGAAAAUCGAUAUUUUUGAACGAAAAUAAAGGAAAAUACUUACCGCAGCCCCUGAAAAGUCGACAACCGCGUAAUCACGGGAACAAAGAUGGUGGACGCCUUUUCGAUUUGCAGGCGCGUCCGUUGCGACUGCGCAUGUCUUAAACGUCACAGUCACGUGUUUGGUUGCCGUAGCAACACGAUCAAAACAAUCUCCAAUUUUUGAAAAUGUCGGGUGAAGUGAGUCCGGAGAUGAUAAAAAAAACGCAAAAUACAUUGGGAAAGUUUGUUAAAAAGCCUGCUUUAACUGAAAAGUUAUUGAAGAAGCCUCCUUUUAGGUUUUUGCAUGAUAUACUGAAGGCUGUGGUUAAGGAAACAGGUUUUUUAAAGGAUUUAUACUCGGAGGCUGAAUUGAAUUCUGAUAAUGUUAAGGAAAAAGAUUCGAAAAUUGCUUUUUUAAAUAAGUUAAUUAAUGCUGUGAAAUCUAUAACAAAAACAGAUUUAAAUGUUAGAUCAAGUAAAAUAGUUGCUGGUUUGGAACCAUCAGAAACAAAUUUGCUCUUGCAAACUAUAGGACAGGCAAUAGACAAAAAGUUAGAUAGUAGGGAAUAUGUAAAAUCAAUAAAUGAUGCAAAUCUAUCCACUGAAAAAAAUAAAGUUAAAAGACCUAGUGAAAAGGAAGAAAAAGUUAAAAAAUCCAGCAAAACUGAUGAUGAUAAAAAAUCAACCACCAAAAAGGUGUCAAAGAAACCAAGUGUUGAGACACCUAAAUCCACGGAUAGAAUUAAGUUAAAUACCCCUAGAGAAAAAAAGAUUGUAAAAAAGAAGGAAGAAAUAUCUAAAGAAAAAAGCAGUAAAGUAAAAUCAAGCAAGACAGAAUCAAAAAUCAUUAAUGAAGAACCUAAAAUUGUAACCAAGGAAUCUCCCAGAGAGGAAAAACUUGAAACCAAGGAAAGUAUUGUGGAAAAUACAACAAUAAUAAAGGAAACACCUAAAGAAAUAAAAAAAGAUGAACAAGAAACAAAAACAGUGGAAGAAAAUACAGAACCAAAAAAAAAUUCACACAAAAAUGAAGAAAAUCAAAAUGAAAGUCAUGUUUUUAAAAGACCUGGUAGUUCAGCUUUGGUCAGGCCAAAAUCAGCUCGCCCAAAAAGUGGGGACAGGGAAAAAAUUAUUGCAGUCCAAAAAAAUGUUGAAACUCCUUUAAAUCCCAUAGAAAUAUCCACACCCAUACAAAGACCCAAGAGUACUUUAAGACCCCCAAGUGUGAGACCAUCAAGUGCAAGGCCUGGUGCUCCAAGAUUAAGGCCUGAUUCAGCACUGCCCAUCCAAGAGCACAUUACAAUGGGUAAUAUAAAUGUAAUUGUGGAAAAUGUUGACGUGGGGGAUGAAGAAGACAUUGUGGUUAUACAAACAGCCCCUGAAAUUGUUGAAGAGCCACCUGUAAUGUCCGAGCUAAAGGUGCCUGAAGAAAAUAAAGGGCAUUUAGUUGAACAGAUAUUAAAGCAGAUUGAAGAAGAGGGGGAUAACAGGAAGAAAAUUGAAAUUGACUGGGAGGAAGAUGCAAGUCGCGGAAAGGAAGCAACAAAUAAAGAAAUCACGCAACUAAGGUCUAUGAUACAAAAUUUGACAAAAACAGCAAAUCCUUUAGGAAAACUUCUAAAUUAUCUGCAUGAAGAUAUUGAAGCAAUGGUAAAUGAAUUACAAAUGUGGAGUUCCACUAAAAAACAGCUACUUAAAGAAAUAGACAAACAGAAAAAGAUAUCAAAUGAGUCAAAUAAACCUCUUUUAAGUCAAUUAGAACAUGUACAACAGGAAAUAAAAAAACAGGAAAUUGAAAUAAUUCAUGUAAGAAGCAAUAUACUUAAAAAUGACCAAAGAAUAAAGGAAUUAUUAAUAAAAUAAUAGGUUGUAAUAAAUAUAUUGAAUGUUAAAGUUGUUUUUUGUAAUUACAAGGUUUGGUAAAAAUAAAGCUUGUGUUGUAAAAAAGAUAUAGGUAUAUUUUAAAUAAAAUUUGAAUAGAAGUAACAAAAUACACAAUUUUAAUACAAUCUCAUUGUAUACAUAUUUACAAUUACAUAAUAUAGCUACCUAAUUAUUAUUUAUAAUUAGAGAUGCAACAUACUAUUUCACUGUUUUUUGUUCAAACGGUUUUUUUCCACAUUUUGUUUUAUUUCCAAACUUUCUUGGAUUAAUCCAAUUAAGCAUAGGUUUUGCCUUUUGGACCCUUUUUACAAAAAAAAAAAACAAAUUUAAUUAAGCAGUAAAGUAUAAAUGUUAGCAAAAACUUGUAAACUGUUGACUUUAGAAAAAAAAAGUAAAUACAUUUUUUGUAGGAAAUUUAGUUUAGUUGAAUCUUUAAAAUAAGUCAUCAAAAUUUAAGAUUUUAGCAAAAUGACCAGAUUAAUGGUUUUAUAUAAUAAUAAUAUUUAUACAAUAUAUCAAUGGUAUUUUUGCAAAAGGGUGAAUACAUCAAAUUUAUGAUUUUGGCUUUAUGCACCAAACAAUAUGUACAUGAUGUGGGAUUAUUCUAGCAAAACGACGAAUGUAUAUAAGUUUUUAAAUUCCAGUUUGUUAAUUUUUUUUCUAGGUCAUGCAGAAAUACUUGUUUUUCUCAAAACAGGAAAAUGGCGUAUUUGCCCUUGUGCAAAAAUACCAUAUAUGUAUUAUAUAAUGUUUUUUCACUCAUUAAAUUUUUUUAGGUGCCAAAAACAAUUAAAAUUUGUAAAAUAUUUAAAGAUUAAAUAUAUUGUCAAAAUUUUGACUUUAAAUGUAUGUACUUAUAGAUAUUUAAAUGUAUUUACUUUUUUUCUUUAAAUUUAGUUGACUUAAAUCAACGUUUACAAGUUAACAGCAAAAAAACAUCAAUUUCAAAGGAAUACAAUUUUUUUUUAUCUAAGCAAAUGAAAAAAAGCAAGAUUUACCUACAAGCUUUUUUAAUGGAAAAACAAUAAUGACGUUGUUCCAGUAGGUAAUUAUUGCUCAAAAUUGGACAUUGUAAAUUAUUGUGGCGGAUUUAAAAAAAAAACGAAAAAAAAUAAAGGUUUUUUUCAUCUAAAAAAAAAAGUUUUUUACAUCUCUAAUAAUAAUAGACAAAGAACAAUACUACAUCUUGAAAAAGUUACUUAUCAUAAUAUUGAGAUUAAAUACAGCUAUUUAUAUAAAAUUUUAACUAUUUGGACUUUGACGCUUUUAAAAAUAACAUGUUUAGUAAAAUUAUAAAUUAACAGAAAAUAUUUUAUGUUUGUAUGAAAUAAAACAAAACGUUUCUAUACAAAAAACUUGGUAAGGAUAAAAACUAAAAGUUUUGUAUACAAAUAUAAAUGAAAUUUACUUUUAUCUUUAUUGUUUUCAAAACUUUUGAUACUUUCAAAGUCCAGAUAAAAACGAACUUAAGUUAAGUAUAUAUGUAUAUGUAUAUAAAAAUGAGUAAGUUAAUUAUUAGGCUUCCUUUCUAUUAUAUUAUACAUACAUUAUAAUAUAAUAUUAUAUAACAUAUUAUGUGUGUUCCUGUUAUGAAAAUAACAGAAAAAUGACAUAAAAAUAAAUACUAAAAUAUUUUUCGUCUGGUUAGUGAAAAUAUCUCUAAUAAGCACUGACGUUUUCUGGUAUAGGUUUUAGAAUGCACCUUAAAAGAAAAAAAAUCACUGAUACAGUAAAAAAAUAUGUUUUAAUAUUGCCUGUAAGCUGGAUAGGUUGAUACUACUCUACUUUUUAUUGAGCAUGUUUUUUUUACUGUAUUGAGAUCUGAUGAUUUAUAAAAUUAAACAAAAAAUGUUUAUGGAUGAUUGGUCCAAAUAUAAAUUUGGUAAAAAAAAUGCCUAUACAGUAAAAAUGUACAAAAACGAAAAACUAAUUUUGGACUAGGUAUGUUCUUAUAAUACCUCCAUUAUAAUCAACAAAUUUUUAUUUCCAAUAGGAAUUUUUUGUGCACUAAACAAAGCAUAUUUAAUUUAUGUAUGUGUUACACUAUUCAUAAAUAAACAACACCAAUUAUUGUGUAUUCAGCAUAUAUAACAUAUAUUAUUAAUUCACUGUUAUCCAAAGACAAUAUGUCAAUGCAACCUACUGAUUUACAUGCCUUAUUUAAUAAGGCAUUAACAGGAUUAUCUAAAAUAAUAAUUAUUAUUAUUGAAUUCUUAAUUUAGACCAAGCAAAAAGACUAAAUUCAGGAGGAGUAUGUUACUCAGAGAAACUCUUAACCACAGGCAUAUUACGCCAAAUAGCGUGCGCAGAGAAGACUACGGAUGCGCAAAGUGCUGUGUUAUUUACAAUAUAUAUGUUAUGUUAUGGUCCCACCUUGACAUUUGAAUAGAAAUAAUUAAAGUUAUCUAUCUGUCAGUUUAACGCUACUUUUGUCUUAUUUUUUUUUAAAUAAUACAAUAAAUGUGUUUGAAUACCUACUAAGAAUUCUUAGACGCACCGUUUUCAGUGCUUUUAAGAAGCUUUUAAGAAGCUCUUAAAAAAUCGUUUUUGAAAAUGACUUGGUAAUGUUUUACAAUAUAUUUUUUUGUGUUCUAAAUUAAGACUUUAGCCAAAAAAAUACAUACAUAUUGUAUUAUUUUCAAAAAAUGAGAAAAAAUUCGCGCUGACAGAUAGAUUAUCUCAAUUAUUUGUAUUUAUAUUUCAAGGUGAUACUUUUCAGUGUGAAGCAUAAUAUGUACGUUUUUUGAUGUGGCCCCACCUAGCAAAUUACUCCUGUAUUUAGUCUUCUUGUGCCAGCCUAAUGAAACUAUGUAACUUUUAAAGUCCACUAGUUAAGAAUCCUAUAAAUUAAACAAACCUGUAAAUCAAAAAAAUUCUUGGUUUAGUGGUUUAAAAACAUUUGCACAACAUUUAUUAUGGGUAUUUCUUUAAAUUAGAUUUUUUAAUACAAAUUAUUAUGUAACAAGUUUAAUCCAUAUUCCCAGUGGAUUAUUUUUAGUACUGCAAUCAAAAUUUUAUUUGUUGUGCAUAAAAUAAACCAUUUAAACGCCUGGAUUGUCAUAAAAAUCUUAAAUAAAUUAUUUAACACAUCAUUUUAGGAUCAUCAAACAAAACUAAUUCUCAUAUGAAAAACAAAAGGUUCAACUGCAAAAUUUACCUAUAUAAUUUUAAUUGUUAUUAUUUUUAGCUACAAUUCAAACAAUUCAUCCUGUUGUUUUUCAUGAUGUUUUAAAGAUGUCCGUACUUUUUUACCUUGUUGAAUCACUACUGCCUGUGCGGAACCAUACAACUCACUAUUAGAACUGUUAUUGUUCACACUUUGUUUCAUUCGAGAAACUAUUGGUUUUCUUCUUUCACUUUCAAAACCCAUAUUCAAUCCAAAUC
Brassicogethes aeneus is the source of this 6172-nucleotide messenger RNA. Lineage: Eukaryota; Metazoa; Arthropoda; Insecta; Coleoptera; Nitidulidae. The record is from the annotation of a GenBank genome assembly.